AUGAACAUCGCGCUCAUCUUCUUGCCCGCGGCCGACAUUCCUACUUUUGUCGGCGAAGGUAAGUGUGACUUGGGAAUCACCGGCCUAGACCAGGUCAAAGAGGCCGACAUGUUCGAUUCGGUAGCAGACUUGUUGGACUUGGAGUUUGGCAAGUGCAAGUUGCAAGUGCAGGUUCCGGCCAACGGCGACAUCGACAAGCCCGAACAGUUGGUGGGCAAGAAAAUCGUUUCGUCCUUCACCAGAUUGUCCAGCAAUUACUUUGAGGAGUUGGAAAAGCAGGUGGGCCACGAGCAAGGCGCAACCAAAAUCAAGUUUGUGGGCGGCUCGGUGGAAGCAUCGUGUGCCUUGGGCGUGGGUGACGCCAUUGUGGAUCUUGUGGAAAGUGGAGAAACAAUGAAAGCCGCAGGACUUAAAGCCAUAUCCACCGUGUUGGAAACUUCAGCACACUUGAUCUCCUCCAGAAAGCCCCGCUUCCCCGACAUUGUCCAGACCGUGCACCAGAGAUUCGAAGGAAUCAUGGCUGCCCAGAGGUUUGUCUUGUGCAACUACAAUGCGCCAAGAUCGAUUGUGCCCGAGGUUUUGAAAAUCACUCCGGGCAAAAGAGCCGCCACCAUUUCUGCUUUGGAAAAUGUCUCUGCCGACAGCGAGCCGUGGGUGGCCAUUUCGUCGAUGGUGGAAAAGAAGAAGAUCAGUGAUGUCAUGGACGAGUUGAAGAAGGCCGGGGCCUCUGACAUUUUGGUGUUUGACAUCAACAACUGCAGAGUUUGA
This is a messenger RNA of Clavispora lusitaniae ATCC 42720, 768 nucleotides long. RefSeq names its product ATP phosphoribosyltransferase (gene HIS1). Gene Ontology annotation, biological process: L-histidine biosynthetic process. Gene Ontology annotation, cellular component: cytoplasm. The record is from RefSeq and is a predicted model, not a curated record. Gene Ontology annotation, molecular function: ATP phosphoribosyltransferase activity; magnesium ion binding. NCBI's taxonomy places the organism in Eukaryota, Fungi, Ascomycota, Pichiomycetes, Serinales, Metschnikowiaceae.